This is a messenger RNA of Anisakis simplex (herring worm), 849 nucleotides long. NCBI's taxonomy places the organism in Eukaryota, Metazoa, Nematoda, Chromadorea, Rhabditida, Anisakidae. The record is from the annotation of a GenBank genome assembly.
AGUGAUCUGUUCCAGACUGAAUCGUAUUCACUUUCGCGAAGUCAGUCGCAGUCGCAGAUGGCGAACGAACGUAAAAUCGCUCAACUUGAGCGACAAAUUAUGAGCGCACAUACAGAUAUCGAGAUACAAAAACGAGAAAUCGAAGUCUAUAAAGCGUCGCUUGUUGAAAGUGAGAAAGUGAGAGAUCAUUCAACAUCUUUUAGUUUUCUAUUCCAACUCCAUGACUGCUUCAAGGAACGUGAUUCGCUCUCACAGAAGGUGAGGAAAAUGGCUGCGGAUGCAAGCGCUAUGGAGCGCUCGUUUGCUGAGGAAGAACGUAAAGCCCAUGAAAGCGAGUUAAGGCUGAAGAAAGUCCAAGAAGAGUUAACUGCACUCAAGCAGAAACACGAUAAAAGUUUAACUGAGAGUCGGUGUGAGCUACGUGAAGAGAAGAAGAGGAUGAGGCAAAAGAUGGAGGAUUUAAUCAAAGAGCAAGAAGCGAAGAGAGUACCGCGAAAUGCACAUUUGGAAAAAACACUCGAAGAAACCCAAAUGCAACUAGCUGAAACACGCUCCCAGUUGGAUCGUGCUGUAACACAAAUUACUCAUUUGGAAAGUCUUUCGAAAUCGCAAGGAGCCUAUGGCGAGACAUGGGAGAAUCAAUACAGAAUGGCAAUGACUGAACUGGAAGCACUCAGAGAUGAAAAUGCUGCGUUAAAAAUGAAAAUACGACGACAAUAUAAGCAAAUCGAACUCCUUACACAACAGUCACAAAUGGAAGCUGAUGUAGCAGAUCUCGAGAAUCGAAUCGGUAUUAAAGAUGAUGAACGAAAUAUCGAGAAUGGUAAUCCGACAGCGGUUGCAAAUUAA